This is a messenger RNA of Pieris macdunnoughi, 1356 nucleotides long. The record is from the annotation of a GenBank genome assembly. NCBI's taxonomy places the organism in Eukaryota, Metazoa, Arthropoda, Insecta, Lepidoptera, Pieridae.
AUGGGGUCCUUAAACGUGAACCGAAAUGUGGCGGACGCGUUCUACCGCUACAAGAUGCCGCGCAUCUGCGCCAAGGUCGAGGGGAAGGGGAAUGGCAUCAAGACUGUCAUCGUCAACAUGAUUGAGGUGGCCAAAGCGUUGGGACGACCUGCUACGUAUCCGACCAAGUACUUCGGUUGUGAGUUGGGAGCUCAGACGCAGUUUGAUUUCAAGAAUGAGCGUUUCAUUGUCAACGGAAGCCACGACUCUUCGAAACUGCAAGAUCUUCUCGAUGGCUUCAUUCGCAAAUUCGUGCUGUGUCCGGAGUGCGACAACCCAGAGACGGAGCUGAUAGUGUCGACGAAGCGCAACACGAUAUCGCAGGGUUGCAAGGCUUGCGGGUACCACGGCCAGCUGGACUUCAACCACAAGCUCAACACCUUCAUCCUCAAGAACCCUCCGGCGGCAGACCCGGCCAUGCAGGGCUCAUCUCUAACGGAAGGCAACCGUGGAAAGAGAUCCAAGCGAAGUGGACCAGCCGCUAACGGAAACCACGAUGGAGAAGCAGAUGCUAAAAACGAAAGUGACGCCCCCAUAACCCCGACCGCGCCCAACCCCAGGAAAGAGAAGAAGGAGAAGAAAAAGGAUGACGACGACGACGAUUGCAACUGGACCGUCGACGUGAGCGAGGCUGCCGUUAGGGCUAGGAUGCAAGAUCUGACGGAGGGCGCAAAGUGUAUGACCGUGUCCGAAGACAGCGAGAAGAACGAAAAGCAGCGUAUGGACUUGUUCUACUCUUUCCUCAAGCAGAAGGCGGACGCUGGAGAUCUGCAAAGCAAGGCCAUCAAUGAGAUCAUUCACGAAGCCGAGAGGCUCGACGUCAGGUCCAAGGCGCCGCUGGUGGCGUUCGAGAUCCUGGUGCGGGCCAACAGCCUGUCGGGGGACGUGCGCAAGCACCGCACGCUGCUGCUGCGCCUCGGGGCCCUCGACCCCCGGGCCCCUCGCGCCGCCCUGCACGCGCUCACGGCCCUCGUGCACCACAACCCCACGCUCCUGCCGCGCGUGCCCGCCAUUCUCAAGCUCUUGUACGAUCUGGACAUAGUAGAAGAAAAGACCAUCAUCGAAUGGGGCGCGAAGCCUUCCCGCAAAUAUGCCUCCAAGGAGGUCGUGGCGGAUAUCGCUCGUCGCGCACAACCUUUCAUCGACUGGCUCCAGCAGGCCGACGAGGAAGACUCCAGCGAAGACGAAGAGGACAUCGAGAUUGAAUACGACGACCGCGCAAAGGCGACUCCCAUAAAGGCGGUCAGUGCGGCUCCUCCCAAACCGGCGCAGAAAGACGAGGACGGAGACAUCGACGUCGACAUCGAUGCCAUAUAG